CUACUAACAUUUAGUGUGUAUAUUCAAAAUUUUUCCAGAGCUUAAAAAUGACUUUCGAGCUGUAAGACUCGCGCAGAGGUUGAGUUUAAUAUGUUGUCCAAUCCGUUGACCCUUGGCUGCUUCCUGGCCCAGUUCAUCCUUCAUCCCGUUUUAAGUUUAUCGGAGGAGUAUGAGACGGUCAACUGCUCCAAUCCCUUCACCGAAGUGACACCCUGCGGCCGUAUCAGUCCAAAUGGAUGCUGUGCCAAGGGAUGUGUGAGGAAUCUCCGCGGAAGAUGUGUCCUGGAGGAAUGUACUUCAUCCUGGAAUGCCUGGCUACGGAAGCCAGUGACCAUGAGCUGCUACUUCCACUGGUUCCUGCUGAUCUUCGCAGGUGUAAUCCUCGCCGUGAUGACGGGCCUGGUGGUUUGCAAUGUGGGUUUUGAAUUAAGGCGACACUUCCGCCAGCGAAGAAUCGAGCGGUUCAGGCGCUUCAGGGACUUGAGUGGAGUCUCCAUUGGAUCCACUCAGUGCUAGGACACGUGUGAGCAUCCAGGACCUUGAGUAUAUGAGGCUGGAACUGGGAGUGGGACUGGGACAAGAAGUGCCCGAGGGAUUUACCAUAAUCUGCAAUACAUUAGCGGCAGCUUUGCUCUGGAUUCCAAUUCAAUUCUUUGGGUAUCUUAGGCCAAAGCCAUGUAAAUUACGAUUCGCCACCUCGGAAAUCCUAUUAGUAGUUAAAACCUGAUUAGGAAAUACUUGCGGCUGGUUUGGGUUCACAUUCGACAUUCCACAUUCCACAUCGGCAUCUCGGGUUCGUUGAAAGCAAAUAAUAAUAAAUGGCUCACAUGCGAAAUGCUUUGUGGAUGCCCUCCAGGGUGACAACUCCAGUCGAAGAUGGAGCUUGGCAUUCAGAUGGCGAUGGAGUCGAGUCAAAGGUGCAAUAACCCAACCGAACGGGCCACAUAAAACUAAAUGGCUGCUGGUUGUGUUGGCACUCCCCAAACCUCCCCAGAAACCCCCAUCUCCGUUCUUUUCGAAUUCAGUUGCUAUUGCGGUGGAGAUAACACCCAUAAGGGUACACUCGAGGUCAAGCAGAGAGCAGCUAACAAUAGUUCAGCUGAAAUAAUAUGAGUGCGGCUUAAGAAAGUAUAUUUUUUAUCGAAGACUAAUUCAGUUUUAAAUUUAACAGUUUAAUAAAUCUUAAACAGCAAAA
This is a messenger RNA of Drosophila rhopaloa, 1195 nucleotides long. RefSeq lists its product as uncharacterized. The transcript has a single exon. The coding region runs from base 91 to 516 and encodes 141 amino acids. The record is from RefSeq and is a predicted model, not a curated record. NCBI's taxonomy places the organism in Eukaryota, Metazoa, Arthropoda, Insecta, Diptera, Drosophilidae.